ACGCGAUUUGACUCGUUACCAUUCCGCGCCUUGCAAUUCGUUAAAUUUCUUUUCUUCAUCGUUAUACAAUGUCGUCGUGCGGAAAUCCUGCCACGGAUACGGAUGCACUCAUGGAGCGUCGACCAAAGUUCGACAAGUCUAGGGAUUGUGUAAAGUGCAAGACGAACCGAGGAAAUAUUGUUGUCCGGCAUGCUGUAUAUUGCAAGGAAUGCUUUACACCUCUCGUCUCCUUCAAAUUUCGGCGUGCAUUAGAACCUUUCGUAAACGAGCUGCCUCAGGGUCCGCGGCGGAAGGCAUUGAAGGCAUUGGGCAAUCUUCUUCUAGCAUUUUCAGGUGGAUUGGGAUCGACGGUAUUGUUGGAUCUGGCACAUCAGGCCUAUUUUGCGAAUCGACAAGGGGAGAACAAGACCGAGAAUCAGCAAGGCGGAAAAGAUCAUCCUCGAAAUGCACCCAUAUGGCCGAAGGGUAGUAUAUGCUACGUCGAAAUAUGCAGCGCGUUCCCUGGGAUGAGAGACAGGACGGAACAAAUUCGUGCAGCUGUAACAAAUUACAGUGCACUCGAUUUUAUUCCAUUGCGUUUGGAGAAUGCCUUCGAUAAUUCGUGGUGGGAGUCUGUUGGCGGACGGCCCCCUUCUUCAGAGCUGCAGGUCGACCUCUCGAACGAAGACAUCUGCAUAUCAUCUUUUUCUACAGAGACUGUCGAGGAUCCAGUUACAUCCCUUCGGACCUUUCUAUCGAGUCUCCCGACACAGACUGCGGUAUCACGGGCCGUACCGACGCUGAUACGGAUAUUGCUUUUGUACACCGCUCGUUCAACGAGGUCAUCGCAUCUCCUUCUGGGGACAUCUUUGACGUCGCUCUCGGUAUCCCUUAUCUCUGCUAUAUCGCAGGGCGCGGGAUUUACUGUUCGCGAGGAAGCACAGGAAGAAUGGGCUUCUUUGAACGUGCCAUCGCUUACACAGAUGUCCGUCCGUGUAAUCAGACCACUGAGAGAAGUAGGCAUGAAGGAAUGCGCUUUCUUUUGUUGGUGGCAUAAUUUGAAUGUUAUCGGGAAAGAAAAGAUUCCUGGCGGAAAGCAGGACAUCGCUAGUUUGACGAAAGACUUUAUCGUUGGCCUUGAAAAAGAUUAUCCCUCAACUGUUUCGACCAUCGCACGAACCUGCGGAAAGCUCGCACCUAAGGCGGGAACCACCCGAGCGUGUAUCUUUUGCGAACAGCCCGUGCAGCAGGGUAUACGAGAUUGGAAGUCGCGUACGUCAAUACGGACCCUAGAUGCUGCUGAACCGACAGACGAUGUCGUUAAGAAUUCUCGAUUCUUGUCACCUUAUCUCUGCUAUGCCUGCCACACGACUCUUACCAGUCGAAGCAGUCGCGGCGGUGUGCAGUCUGGGACGACUUCGGUACACCUGCCCGUAUGGACUGGGCAGCACUUGAUGAAUUCUCAAUGGGACGGUGCGAACGGGGAUAGUGGACACGAUAAGAGCAAUGAGGUCUGGAAGAGACGGCGUGUCAAGGAAGAAGAAAUGAAGACUGUCAUUGGAGAUUUUCUGUUGGAAGAUAGUUGUACAUAAUGAUAGGUGAUCGCUACCGUGUGAAACGUGUA
This is a messenger RNA of Desarmillaria tabescens, 1603 nucleotides long. RefSeq lists its product as uncharacterized. Gene Ontology annotation, cellular component: cytosol. The transcript is spliced from 7 exons. Bases 69 to 1571 code for a protein of 500 amino acids. The record is from RefSeq and is a predicted model, not a curated record. Gene Ontology annotation, biological process: tRNA wobble position uridine thiolation. Gene Ontology annotation, molecular function: sulfurtransferase activity; tRNA binding. NCBI's taxonomy places the organism in Eukaryota, Fungi, Basidiomycota, Agaricomycetes, Agaricales, Physalacriaceae.